Molecule: messenger RNA, 2926 nt
Organism: Sinocyclocheilus rhinocerous
Lineage: Eukaryota; Metazoa; Chordata; Actinopteri; Cypriniformes; Cyprinidae
Product: zinc finger and BTB domain-containing protein 1-like
Exons: 2
Coding region: 191-2224 (677 amino acids)
Biological process (GO): regulation of transcription by RNA polymerase II
Cellular component (GO): nucleus
Molecular function (GO): DNA-binding transcription factor activity, RNA polymerase II-specific; protein binding
Source: RefSeq, a predicted model, not a curated record
AGAGCUCGCAGAGCGGCUGUGCGGAAGUACUUUCAUCCGCGCUGCACAGAAGGGGCUUCGCCCUCGAGAUUAGCUAUUCUCGUCCCAAGUUUUCGCUUGGACGUAGGCAAAAGGGGUGGAACUUCUUCGCUCUGUGUUUUAACUUGAAUUCCGUCGUUCGCUACAAGUUAGCGCCCAUUACCGUCGGGUAAUGGCAAGGCCGAGCCACAGUGAGCAUGUCCUGCAGCAGCUCAACAACCAAAGGGAGUGGGGUUUCCUCUGUGACUGCUGCAUUGCCAUAGGGGACAUUUAUUUCAGGGCCCAUAAGGCCGUGUUGGCGGCCUGCAGCUCUUACUUCAGAAUGAUGUUCAUCCGGGAUCAGCAGGGAACCACACGGUUUGAUCUUAGCAACAUGCAGAUCAGCGCAGAGUGCUUUGAUCUCAUUCUGCAGCUCAUGUACCUUGGCCGAAUUGUAGUAGAUCACUAUGAAUUUGAAGAGCUGAAAUCAUCUAUGGCCUACCUACAAAUGUACUACAUCCCCGACUCACUGGAGGACCUCCGAGACAUCCAAACAUCCAAUCUGACACCCUCGACCUCUGCAUCGUCCUCUUCGUCAUCCAGCUCCUCGUCCUCAUCUGGCAUGGUGGGAAGCAAGAUGAUGUUCGGCGUUCGAAUGUUUGAGCAGCAGCGACCAAGCCCUUCUGAGAAUGAAUGCGCACCAAAAGCCUUAACCACAACUGCUCGUCAGACCAUUAACAUCUCAACUGUCAGGCCUGCUGAAGAUGUGGUCAUACCACACCCUCCGCCACACUCAGAGACCGUUGUAGACCAGCCAUGUGACUUGAGGAAGAGAACUUCAGGCCGAAGCUCUGCCAUGAAAGAACGUCCUCGAUUUGGUCGUACAUACACUUGCGACGAUUGCGGUUUUGUGUUCAGCUGUGAAAAGCUGCUCAUCGAACACAUCCUCACAUGCACCAAUCGCAAAGCUUUCCAGACUCCCAAAGUCAGCAAGGAGGUUUAUGGCGAUGCCGGAAAAGCCGAGAGUUCGACCUCAGAGGGUACAGAUGAGUACAGAACGGUUUGUAAGGGCGAAGAGGACUGGCCAGACCACAAGCCAGACACAGAGACCGUGAUCAGGUCCGUCGCCACUGGCAUGGAUGGCAAAGCUGCCUUCUCCAGGAAUAUUACCAUUAAAGUGGAGCGAGAUGACGAUUCUGAGACCGAUUUGGAAACUAUAAAAGUCAUAAAGGUAGGGAACCAUAACGUAGGGAGCUGCAAAGUUCGUACCAGAGUGUACAAAGACAAUCUUGCAGACCAGAUGAAGUUUGACAGUGAGGAAGAGGCUGGAGUAUCAGCCAUGGAUGCUUUGGAGGGCCAAAGCACAGGGUUAGACACGGAUCCAAAGGUGCACCGGAUCAAAGAGGAAAAGCAAGAUGGCGCGUGCAUUCCAUGCGAGUUGUGCGGAGCCCUGUUGACGGAGGAGGAUCAGUCCGCUCAUUACAUUUCCAGCCACAUGGGACAUAUCUGCGCCUGUGGAAGGUGCGGCCAAGUGCUCAUUAAAGGCAGGCAGCUGCAGGAGCACGCCGAGCGUUGCGGUGAAACCCAAGGGGCCGAGACGGACUCCCCAGGUGAGGAAUCGCUUCUACUUGAAGAUGCUGAGGCUAUGGAAGAAAGCUUGUUAGAAGGAGCUGACCUGGGCUUUCGCUGUCCACUCUGUGGAAUAAUAUUUGAAAGCGAAAGUCUUGCGGUGGAGCACACGUUGGCUUGUCCGGAGCAGGAGUCGUUCCGGCCCGUUCUGUUGGAAGAAGGCAGUGAGCCAGACCAUCGGCGCAAGCAUUUCUGCGCAAUUUGCGGCAAAGGCUUUUACCAAAGGUGUCAUCUACGGGAGCACUACACUGUGCAUACCAAGGAAAAGCAGUUCACCUGUCAGACCUGCGGGAAACAGUUUCUGCGCGAGCGACAGCUGCGGUUGCACACUGACAUGCACAAGGGAAUGGCGCGGUACGUUUGCCCCAUGUGUGAUCAGGGUACGUUCCUCAAACACGAUCACGUGCGACACAUGAUCUCUCACCUGUCUGCCGGAGAGACUAUCUGCCAGGUGUGUUUCCAGAUUUUCCCCAGCGGCGAACAUCUUGAGAAGCACAUGGAUGUGCAUCUGUACAUCUGUGGCGUUUGCGGAGAGAAGUUCCGUCUCCGCAAAGACAUGCGGAGCCACUACAACUCCAAGCACACCAAGAGACAAUGAGAGGCCUCUCUCUGAAACCCUGGAAUCUUUGAAAUAAGCCAUACUGUAAAUGUGAGAACAAAUCUAUGCACUUAGACACCAAUUGUAACCUUUACAACUGCACUUUCUGUGUGUAUGCAAAUUCUGGAUGUGUUGCUCAAUGUUUUUGGUGGGACAUAGUGCCUCAAGCUUUUGUCUUCAUUUUCUUAUACUUCGAGAUGGAUAUCCAGACACUGGUUAAGUCUAGAUAUUGACUAAAUCACACUAUCAGUUGUGUUUCAGUUGAAAAUGCUAAAUAGGUCUGUAGUUAUGAAACUGGCCCAUGGCUAAUAGUUUUACAUCCGAUAAAUAUCUGUUCAUGAAGCUUUAACGGUGGUACACCAACAUUUUAACUUUAGUAUUUAAGAGGACUUUUGUCAAAAGGUUAAUUUGUUUUCAUAGGUGGUGCUUUUUUAGUGAACAUAAGCAUAUACUGCUUCCAUUUUGUCAUUAAUUCAAGUAGCUCUGGUGUCCUUACCUGUUAUAAUAUUCCAUGUUCAAUUGCCCUUAAAGGGAUAGUUCACCCAGAUGAAUUCUUUAAUCAUUUACUCACCCUUACUGUAUGUUAUUCUGAACCUUUAUGACUGACUCUCUUCUGUUGAGAUUUUGAAAAAUAUCAGCUUUGUAUGUACUGUUUUUGUCCAUAAAAUGAAAGAUAGUGGGGUCCAAUGUUGUUUUGGAUAA